UUGGCUACUGAACAGUCGACCUAGUAAUGUGUUGGCUAGUUCGAAUGUGUCGUACCGUGGCUCUUGAGAAUAUCAGUUAGCUUUGUCUGUCCGAAUUCCUUUUGUUUACGUGCAUGUGACAAUGUCUGGAAAAGCUGAGGAAUUUGCUGUAGACAAGAUUACUGAGGAUGUCAGUAAAGAUGCGGUAUCUAGUCAAGGCAAAAAGAAAGAUAAGAAGAAAACUGGGAAAGACGUAAAGCAGACUAAAGAUGAUAUUAAAGAGAAAAAGAUAUCAAAACAUGUCGCAAAAAUAAAAGAAGACCUAGCCAGGCAACGAGAGGAAGAGGAAAGACUUAAGCGAGAGCAAGAAGAGGAGUUACAACGUCUUGAAAACGAGCGAUUGAAGGAAGAAGCUAUUCUUGCUAGGGAAAAAGAGCUUAAACUGAAGAAAAAGCUAAAAGAGAAGGAGCGCAAACAACGUCUUAAAGAGGAGGGGAAGUUGCUGACCGAUAAGCAGAAAGAGGACCGACGCAAAGUUAUGGAGCUAUUACAGGCACGCGGUAUCGAGAUUCCAGAUGAUAAAUCUGAAGUUAAGAAAAGACCACAGUAUGGUAAACUUAAAAAGAAAACUGUGCAAGUCAAAAAGGAAGACGAAACUGUGGAGACACAGGAAGUAAUCAAGACUGAAGACCAAGAAACGUCAACGGAGGAGCUAAGUUGCUGGGAGUUGUUGGCUGAUACGCAUUUAAAAUCUCCAAGUGAAGAAAGUUCUGAAGAAACAGAAGAUUAUCUAAUCAUUGAUCAGCAACCUAGUCAUUCUGAGCAAGUGGAGACGUCCAUCGCUAGUGACGAGGACCUACCGGAAGAAGAAAAAGCUAGGUUGAUAGAGUUGGCUAAGCUUCGCAUAAAGGAACGUCAUGAAGCGUACGAAGCUGAGCGUAGUGAGCUCAAUCUGCGAGCAGGAGUCAUUUGUGUUUUGGGUCAUGUCGAUACAGGAAAGACUAAAAUCUUGGACAAACUAAGGAAUACACACGUUCAGGACAGGGAGGCUGGUGGAAUUACGCAACAGAUCGGUGCAACUAAUGUACCACUUGAAAACAUACUAACAGCUACACGUAUAUGUCCAUACUUGAAUCCUUCGGAAUUACGUAUACCUGGUUUGCUUAUUAUUGAUACUCCUGGUCACGAGUCGUUCAGCAAUCUCCGUGUUCGUGGGUCAUCUCUCUGUGAUAUAGCUAUCUUGGUGGUAGAUUUAAUGCACGGUUUAGAAGAACAGACAAAGGAAUCAAUCAAAAUUUUGCGAUCACGCAAAACUCCUUUCAUAGUAGCUCUCAAUAAAGUCGAUCGGUUGUAUGGAUGGAAACCUGAUCCGGAAACGUGUAUCGAAGAAGUAGUAAAAUCGCAAAAUUCAAUCACUCAAAACGACUUGUCAGACCAUCUAAAGAAAGUGAUUCAAGAUUUUGCGAUGAUGGAACUAAAUGUUGAGUUGUUUUACAAAAAUACUAAACCUGAAGAAUAUAUUAGCAUGGUACCGACAUCUGCUCAUACUGGUGACGGAAUGGGUGAUCUUCUUUCAUGUUUGUGUCUACGCUUGCAAAAUAAGUAUAGUAAGAGGUUGGCGUACACAGAAGAGUUGAGUGCUUCAGUUAUGGAGGUCAAAGAAAUUCACGGCUUAGGGACUACGAUCGAUGUAAUUGUUGUUAAUGGUCGACUUCAUGAAGGAGAUACUAUCGUCUUGGCUGGCCAGGAGGGUCCUAUAUGUACUCAAAUCCGUGGUAUUCUUCAACCUGCUCCUAUGUCCGAACUUCGCGUCAAAGGAAGUUACAAUCACCUGAAGGAAGUUAUGGGAGCUCAAGGUGUGAAGCUUAUCGCUAAAGAUUUAGAGAAAGCACUAGCAGGUCUUCCACUGUUUGUGGCAAAUGGGUUGUCAGAAGAAUUGUAUUACAAGGAGGAAGUAUGUCAUGGUUUAAAGCAUGCCUUAAAAGCUAUUUCUGUCAGUCCUUUAGGUGUAUAUGUUGUUGCUAGUACACUUGGAUCAUUGGAAUCUUUAUUGGUGUAUUUGAAAUCUGUUGAUAUACCGUAUUCAGGUAUCAAUAUUGGUACAGUGCAUAAAAAAGAUGUUAUGAAAGCAUCAGUUAUGUGUGAACGUGAACCAAAAUGGGCAGUAAUAUUAGCAUUCGAUGUAAGAGUUGAUAAAGAUGCACAAAAAUUGGCUACACAAUUAAAUGUGAAAAUUUUCACUUCAGAGAUUAUUUAUCGUCUUCAAACUCAAAUGGAAAAAUAUAUGGAUGAUUUGAAGACAGGAAAUCAACGUAAACAUCGUGAUUUAGCUGUAUUCCCUUGUAAAUUACGUAUAUUACCUGAAAUGAUAUUUAAUAAACGUGCUCCAAUUGUUAUUGGUGUUCGUGUUGAAGCUGGUAUAGUACGUGUUGGUACACCUAUAUGUGUACCUAGUCGUGAAUGUGUUCAUUUAGGACGUAUAUUUUCAAUUGAAAGUAAUCAUAAACCAGUUGAUGAAGCACGUACUGGAAUGGAAGUUUGUAUACGUAUUGAUCCAACUGAUGGUGAAACACCAAAAUUAUAUGGAAGACAUUUUGAUUUAAAUGAUUUAUUAGUUUCAAAGAUAAGUCGUGAAAGUAUCGAUGUAAUGAAAGAAUACUUCCGUUCUGAUUUGAAAAAAGAAGAUUGGAAACUAAUGAUUGAAUUGAAAGAAGCUUUGGAUAUUUCUUAGUAUUCAAGGCUUUACUGCCAUUAUAUUGUACAUUGUCGAGUACUUAUGAUCCAGUUAUGAUGAAUGUGAACUGUCUUUUAUCAUACUUUUGACAGUUUUUUUUUAAUAUUUUGUUGUCUUCAAUCUUAUUGAUCAGAAAUUACAGUUUCUCAUUCCCUUCCCCCCUCCCUUUCUUCUGUUGAAGUUUCCAUGGAGUAUGGUCAUUUACUAUUAUUUACAGUAAAUGUAUACAAUUAUAAACUAUUUACUUGGAAACUGUUUAUAUAGAUUGUUAUGAUUAUCAUUGAUUGCUCGUCAAAUGGUUGCUCAUUGUGUAUAGAUACGUAUAUGUAUGUAUAUCAUUAUUGUAUAGAUAUGUUAGUUAUAUCAAUGUUGAUAUGUAAAAUAAACUAAACUAAAUAUGACUUACACUUGAAAAUAUACAACUUAGUGUUGAUAUUGUCUAUAUACGAUUUCUAUUUUCUUUCUUGUUGUGAGAAAUAUUUGCUUAUUGUAU
This is a messenger RNA of Schistosoma rodhaini, 3206 nucleotides long. NCBI's taxonomy places the organism in Eukaryota, Metazoa, Platyhelminthes, Trematoda, Strigeidida, Schistosomatidae. The record is from the annotation of a GenBank genome assembly.